AUGAACAUAGAGACCCCAAAUAAUACCUCUAAUCCAAAGAAGGAUUCCAUUAUUGAACAAUUAUUGGCUCUAUUUCCUGAAGCUGAUCCUGGAUACUUAAGUUAUUGCGUUGAAUUUUACCAAGAUAAUCAUGUUGAACGAAUAAGCGAAAAAAUAUGUAACCAGAAUAAGGGUCAUUAUCCAAUAAUACCGAAUAAUUGUCGUAGUGCUAAUUGUACAAAAGCAAAAAACAUUUAUCUUAAACAGUUAAAUGAAUUAUUUCCUGAAUGUGAUGUUAGUUUCCUUCGCGAAAAGUUAUGCUGCUUUGAUCAUAGUCAUGUACAACAAAUUACAGAAACAUUAUUAAAUAUGGAAAAAUCUUCAAAAGGUUAUCCUCGUAGACUUAACCCUUUUAUUAUUGAACCAUGGGAACUUAUUAGAUCACCUGAUUAUAUAAAAGCUGUUAGGUAUCGUUUAUAUAAUGAUUUUCCUGAUACUUGGAAAUCCACUGUAAAAGCUGUCCUUGCUGAGAAUAAUUUUGAUUAUACUAAGAGUUUCGCUAAAAUUCGGGAUUUGACGACAAAUAAUUGGUGGAAUUCUAUUUUCAGCGUUUUUCGUCGAAAAAUGUAUAAAGAAUUUGAGAAUCCUGAAUUGAAUGAAGAAAUUCGGAAAAUAUAUAUAAAUCGAUUAGAAGAACAAUCAAGAGCUGAUUAUGAGGUUGCUAAACAAGUUAAUUUUAUGGAAUAUACAAAAAAUGAUCAACUCAUUACUUGUGGAUGUUGUUAUGGUGAUUAUGCUUUCGAGGAUUUAGCAUGUUGUACUGAGGGACAUUUAUUUUGUAAAGAAUGCAUUAAUCAUCUUGUACAAGAAGGUUUAUAUGGUCAAGGGUCAUUACGAGGAAAACAAAUUAAUUGCAUAGAAUCAAGUGGAUGUGAUGGUUACUUUACAGAGGAACAACUUAAAGCAACUUUGAUACCUGAUGUUUUUAAGCAUUAUGUUGAAUCUCUCAUAGAACAUUCUUUAAAACAAGCAAACUUAUCUCUCGUUCAAUGCCCAUUUUGUUCUUAUUGCGAGGCUGAUGAUGACAGUCCAUUUCGUCAUUUAAAAAUUCCGAAAUCUGCUGUGAUAGUGGUUAGCAUUCCUUUAGCGAUAUUACCAUUUUUCUCAUCAUAUGAGAACGUUACUAGCGCUUUGAAAGUUGCUGCCAUUUUUGUAAUUCCUCAAAUAGCAUUAUGGAUACUAGGUGUGUUUCCUUUACGACCUUUUCUUGAUGAAUUUGAAAAUAUAGUUAAAAGAGUGAAGAGAAGACGCAGAGGAAAUGUAUUUAAGUGUCAGAAUCCUGAUUGCGCUAAAUUAUCAUGUAUGCUAUGCAAUCGAGAAUGUAGACCUUUUCACAAAUGUUACGAACAAGAGCAAGAUAGCUUACGUCUCUUUGUAGAAAGGGCCAUGGCCGAAGCUGUCAAAAGAACGUGUCCCAAGUGUCAUGUGUCAUUUACAAAGGCAGAUGGUUGUAAUAAAAUGACAUGCCGUUGUGGGUAUGUCAUGUGCUAUUUGUGCAGAAAAGACUUGCGUCAGGAGUCUUAUGCUCAUUUUUGUGAUCACUUUCGACCGAUACCUGGACAAAAAUGUAAAAAAUGCAACAAAUGUGAUUUAUAUAAAACUGAAGAUGAAGAAAAAGUUAUCAAAGAAGCUGCUACAAAAGCACGAGCUGAAUUCAUUAAAACUCAUCCAGAAGCAAGAGAGGCCAAUCUUUUGGAAAAUGCGGCUAUCGGACCUAUUGUUGGUAAUGAGGAACAAUUAUUUCGUGAAAUGAUUGAAAAAACGAUCGAAAAGAUUAUUGAUUAUUUAAUCCCUUGA
Molecule: messenger RNA, 1836 nt
Organism: Scutellospora calospora
Lineage: Eukaryota; Fungi; Glomeromycota; Glomeromycetes; Diversisporales; Gigasporaceae
Source: the annotation of a GenBank genome assembly